UGAAUCUUCGUUGGUUCGGUCCGUCUGGCUUGUCCGUCUCCUGCAGUUACCGGCUCGGUACGCUCCAUACUUUUAACGUUUCCCAUCGUCUUUGACUCUAGCCAUCCGCCGUUCAUCCGAGUCUUUGCCCUGCUCACAUUAAUUCUUAACAUCAGUUCUAUGGCCCAACACCAGACACCUCGUUUGUGUUAUCGCUAUAACGUAGUGCAGAUAGUGCGCUAUUCCGUCACUUACUCACUUCUAUCUCUAAUUUAGACUAAUUUACACAUUUUAUCUACGCUCUGGAUAGGCGCUCUAUUCAUCUCGCCUCUCAAUUAUCCCCUUUCCCCCACAGCUUGUCUGCCGCUCUCGGCGAUCUAUUGAUUGUGUCUGGCCCCAUAGUCUGGCUCAGUUUACUCGGCGCUCGUUCCAUCUUCCCUGGGCUUCGAGUUAUCGGGGUUGGCUACCUUUCCCCUUCCUGGCGAUGAAUGGCCGCUGAGACCCGAGCAGCGGAAACGGCGACCGGGGGGAGCGGACCGCGGUGUGAGUAGGAGGACCGACCACCGGCCUCUGCACCCUCCCCUGUAUCCCUUCCCAUCGGCCUCUUGUGCGGCCCCCGUCUUCUCACCAUGUCUCAGACCCUCCAGAUGGAGAUUCCCAACUUUGGGAACAGUAUCCUGGAAUGCCUGAACGAGCAGCGACUCCAGGGACUUUACUGCGAUGUCUUUGUUGUGGUCCGCGGGCACCAGUUCCGGGCCCACCGGGCCGUGCUGGCGGCCAGCAGCUCCUACUUCAGAGAUCUGUUCCACAACAGCAAGAACCCGGUGGUGGAGCUGCCAGGCUCGGUCCAACCGCAGUCCUUUCAACAGAUCCUGAGCUUCUGCUACACGGGGAGGCUUAGCAUGAACGUGGGGGACCAAUUCCUACUCAUGUACACGGCUGGCUUCCUGCAGAUCCAGGAGAUCAUGGAGAAAGGAACAGAGUUCUUCCUGAAGGUCAGCUCUCCCAGCUGCGACUCCCAGGGGCUUCACCCCGAAGAGACCCCCGGCUCCGAGCCACCGAGUCCAGCGGCGGCAGCUGUGGCGACCGCUCCGCCGCCGGCAGCAGCUCUCUCCUCGUCUUCUUCCUCCGCCGCCUCGUCCCGAGCUCCACGGGUGAAGACCGAGAGCCACGAGUCGGAGGCGGUGCAGUGCACACCCGUGGCCAAGAGACUCUGGGAUGGGGGGCAGAAAGAAGCCGGCGGUGGGGUCCGGAAGGUGGCCAGGUUCUCUCAAGGAGGCGGUGGAGGUAACCCAGCACCGGUGGCGCCGCAGGGAUCCGAGAGAACAAGUCCUGGCACUUCCAGCGCGUACACGAGCGACAGCCCCGGCUCGUUCCACAACGAAGAAGAUGACGAAGAGGAGGUGGGAGAAGAUGGAACCGAGGAGCAGUACAGGCAGAUCUGUAACAUGUACGCCAUGUAUAGCAUGAUGAACGUCAACCCGGCGGGUGAGACCCCAGCCACUGAGAAGGUGGAAGCACUUCCGGACCCCGUGGUCUCCGAAUCGAGGAAUCGCGUGCGCGUGAGGCAGGACUUGGCCACUCUUCCCGCGGAACUCAUCAGUCAGAUCGGGAACCGCUGCCACCCCAAGCUCUACGAAGAGGGGGACCCCGCCGAGAAGAUAGAGCUGGUUACAGGUACCAAUGUCUUUAUCACUCGCGCUCAGCUGAUGAACUGUCACAUCAGCGCAGGCACACGGCAUAAAGUGCUUCUCCGCAGGCUCCUGGCGUCUUUCUUUGACAGGAACACGUUGGCUAACAGUUGCGGGACUGGAAUUCGCUCCUCCACGAACGACCCCAGCCGGAAACCACUGGACAGCCGAGUGCUGCACGCAGUCAAAUUUUACUGCCAGAACUUUGCACCCAACUUCAAGGAGAGCGAGAUGAACGCCAUAGCGGCAGACAUGUGUACCAACGCCCGCCGUGUGGUGCGCAAGAGCUGGAUCCCCAAACUGAAGCUGCUCAUGGCCGAGGGAGACGCUUACACAUCGUUCAUCAACGACACCGGCAAGAUGGAGCCCGACCUGGUCGGGGGCGGCGGUGCCGGCGGCGACCACGGGUCCGGAUACGACGGGGGUCUGAAGGAUUGCGCCGACCCCUUUCCCACGCACCCGUGAAAUGUAGAUCGCCCCCUCUGCCUCGCCGCGGGGCAGCGGGGAGGACAAUAAGGUACUCAGGAGAUGGGCCGUCAUCACCGCACGAGGAUUUCAGCAGCAUGGCAGCGCGUCGCUACACCAUCAUGAGACUGGUGCGGGUGCGCUCGGUAUCGCUAUACACCGCUGCAUGAGGUACUCCGUAUCAUUUAGCCAACGCCGCGCGUCCAUUAUCAGUAUACAGUUAUACGCAGUGUCAUUAUAUAGCCCAGCCUGUUCAUUAUCGGUGUAUAGAGAUACUCGGCAUCGCCGCAGGGCGCACCGCAGUCCCAAAGCCGGUUUUUUGAUAUAACUCCGUACCGUUUACUGAGAUCGAGCUGUAUAUAGAUACUCUGCAUCGUUUUAUAGUGCAGCGGGGGGUAGAUACUCUAUAUCACUGGGCCCGAUAACCCAACUCCUGCAUUCCUCUUGCCCCAGAGAGAGAGAGAGAGUUUUAUUUUUUAAUAAUUCAUGUCCCCUGCCCCUUUAUUUCUCCCUGGUCUGUAUAACCCCCUUUAGAGGGGGGGGGAUCUUUACAAAGGGGGGGCCGCGCCGCAGACGGCGGGAGAUGAUGUUUGUGUAUAUAAGUGUAGAGACACUGGUUUGUGGUGGAGGAGGGAGGAGUGCGCGUGUGCGUGCGUGUGUGUAUAUGUGUAUCAUAAAAAGUGGUGGGGUGUAUUCGCCAUGUUCCUUAUUCCACGGAGGCUGAUCCUUCGGUUUGCACAAUUUACGAGUCCAGUGGCUUAACGGGACUGGGAUAAGCGCUCCGGGAAUGUUCCCGCCUACCUAUGUAUAAAUGCACGUACUAUACAUAGCGAUCUCGUUUUCUGGAAACGGGCUUGCU
This is a messenger RNA of Spea bombifrons (plains spadefoot toad), 2994 nucleotides long. RefSeq names its product nucleus accumbens associated 1 (gene NACC1). The transcript has 6 exons. Lineage: Eukaryota; Metazoa; Chordata; Amphibia; Anura; Pelobatidae. Gene Ontology annotation, biological process: regulation of transcription by RNA polymerase II. Gene Ontology annotation, molecular function: DNA-binding transcription factor activity, RNA polymerase II-specific; protein binding; RNA polymerase II cis-regulatory region sequence-specific DNA binding. The record is from RefSeq and is a predicted model, not a curated record. Bases 609 to 2135 code for a protein of 508 amino acids.